Molecule: messenger RNA, 2583 nt
Organism: Hydractinia symbiolongicarpus
Lineage: Eukaryota; Metazoa; Cnidaria; Hydrozoa; Anthoathecata; Hydractiniidae
Product: keratin, type I cytoskeletal 9-like
Exons: 4
Coding region: 171-2210 (679 amino acids)
Source: RefSeq, a predicted model, not a curated record
AACAACCGUCAUAAAUUUCUCAUUAUCUGUAUGAAAAUAUAAUUUUCUUGAAUAAUUUCUACUAAUGAACUAAAACAAUAAUAUACUAAUAAAAAUACUAAUUAUAAUUAUAUAAUUACACCUGAACGUAAUUGCGUAGGGGGUCCAUGCGGUAGAGUAACGCCGAAGACAUGAUGAACAGGCAAAUCUGCUGGACGAUUUUCCUGAUGUGUCUGCUAACUAGAAGUUUAUAUUGCGUACCAAUACCAUCAGAGAAAGCAUCAGACACUGUGAAGGAUGUAGACACAGCUGAUGAUGAAGAUGAAAACGAAGAUUCCGAAUCUGGAGAUAGUGAUUCUGGGAGUGGUAGCAAAAAAGACGACGUAACAGAAGGAACAGAAUCUUCAGACGAACCUGAGGAAGCGGAAAGUGAAGGCGAUAAGAAAGAUGAAGAAAGUUCAAAGAAAGACGCCGUUGAAGAUGAAAAAGAUGAUAAUAAUGAAGAAGAAAAUGAAGAACAGAAAGAAGAAAAAAAAUCGGAAGAGCCUGAAAAUGAUGAAAAAUCGGAAGAUGAUGAUGAAAAAGAUGAGUCUGCAAGUAAAAAAGAAGAAGUUCCUUCUUCAAUUCCGGAAGAUGAUGAUGAUUCUAGUGUUGAGGUUAAUAAAGAAGAGGAUGAGGAUGACGACGACAAAAAGUCAACUUUAAAGAAAAGAGAUGGGGAUUAUGGACAUGAAGAUCACGGAGAAGAACACGGACACCAUGAACAUGAACACGGACACCAUGAACAUGAACAUGAACACCAUCAUCAUGGUCAUCAUCACGGUUUUGUGCAUGAGUGGGGACAAGAAGAGGGAGGUGAGCAUCAUGGACAUGAAGGACAUGGUCACCACGAGCAUGAGCACGAACAUGAACAUGAACACGAGCACGAACAUGGACAUGGAGGCCAUGAAAUGGGUGGCCAUAUGGGUGGUGGUUACGGAGGUGGUGGCUAUGGAGGUGGUGGCUAUGGAGGUGGUGGCUAUGGAGGUGGUGGCGGCGGUAUUGGUGGUGGUGGCUACGGAGGUGGAGGUUAUGGUGGUGGUAUAGGUGGAGGACACCAUGGUGGUUAUGGGGGAGGCGACGGUGGUGGUGGCUACGGUUGGGGUGGCCAUGAAGGUGGAGGUGGUUAUGGAUGGGGGAAAUCAGCAAUGCCUCCAGUCCCAAUGGCUUAUCAUUGCAGAGACAUGGUCAACAAAGGUGGUCAAAAUACACAAACUAAACGAUUUUGCGUACCAAUUGGCUACCAUGGUGGAUAUGGCUGGCCAUAUUGGCAUGGUUAUCCAGGAGUAGGCACUGGAUUGUAUGGCUGGGGUUGGCCGUGGCAUAAGUCCAAAGUUGCAAAAAAUGGAGAUACGAAAGAAGUAGACGCUUCAGAAGACAAGGAAAAAAACAAAAGUAAAAAUAAACAAAGAGAUACCAUUGAGCGAGCUGCGAAGAAACAAACUGUCCAUGUCGGCUAUGGUUAUGCAAGUGGCGACAACUACCGGUUAGGUUAUCAAGAAGGAGGCAUGGGCGGAUUAGCUUCUUCUUUCUCCGGUAACCUUGAAGGGCAUGGCAUGGGAGCUGCUCACGGACUGGGAGCAGUUCAUGGUAUUGGUGGUGAUGGACCGGACAGUAUUGAUGGUUCAGACCAUUAUAAGAAAUCUGUUAUGCCAAUAAUAAACAACAGGAAUCGACUAGGCUCAAAAAGACACUUUCCUGGAAUGCACAGCAUGGGAGAUGGAUUUGGUAAUGGCAUGAUGCAUGGAAGUGCAACACCUUACGGCCAUCCAGUAACUCAUCCUGGAUUUACUACUAUGGCAUACCCUGGAGAAGCAUUAGCUUCAGCAGAUGUUCGAAAUACCAUAAAUCAUCCAAAAGUAAAACGCCAAAUCUUUGGUCAGGAACCACAACCUGAUCCAGGAAUGUUUCAACAGAUGGGUGCUGGUAUGAAUGGUCCAAGCAUGGGUGGGGGAAUGGAAGAAGCACCGCCACAGAUGGACCAACAAGGUAGUCAGGGCUUCCCAGGAAUGAUGUCGCAAUCGCCUGAACCAGAAGGUAUGCCAAUGGGAAUGAAUCAAGAAGAAAUGGGAGGUUCAAUGCGAUCUAUGCUUCCACGCUUUCCAGGUGAUCCAUCCAUGCAAACAUUUCAACAAAUGGCAGGAUUCAAUCCUGGCUACAGGGGACGACGAUAUGUCUCCGUUCAAGAAUAAACAACAUUAUGAGAUAGGAUAGUUAUUAAGGAAUGCUGAUGGUUAUAGAACUGACUUGUAUUUUAUAAAAAUGCAUCACAACACAACACCACACAAGAAAUGUACAAAUGUACAAAGAUAAAACAAUAGACACUUCUACAUUAAAAGCAAAACAGUAUGCUGUUAUUAAAGAAGGCAACCGGGGUGUCCAAGGUGUUCUCAAUAAUUCAAGAUGUUUAUGUUGACCAUCGUUAACAUUUGGGUCUGGGUGUUAGUUUAGAGUGCGUGUUUUCCCAAAUCUAUCAGUUACCUGUUAGGAUAUCUUUUUAUAUUUCACAUAUACGUGUACAUGUUAUAGUUUAAUAAAUUAAUAAUAAUUAUUAAUGAAUUACUA